AUGUCAACUACCACCACCACCCAUCCAGGGGACACAUCACAGGCCAUGGCUGCCAUGGUUGCCACAGACGUCCCGGCGUCUAUUUUGAAAUCACUCAUUCUGGGAGCAGAAAAUGUUGGUUGUGAGCUGGAUGGGGACACAGAGGUGCGGAUGAAGCAGCGUGAGGAGAUGCUGAGCCAGGAGAUGGCUCGGCUACUGAAAGAGGCCAUGGCUGCCAUGGUUGCCAUAGACAUCCUGGCAUCUAUUUUGAAAUCACUCAUUCUGGGAGCAGAAAAUGUUGGUUAUGAGCUGGAUGGGGACACAGAGGUGCGGAUGAAGCAGCGUGAGGAGAUGCUGAGCCAGGAGAUGGCUCGGCUACUGAAAGAGGUGGAGGAACUGGAGCAGAUGAGCCAGGAGCAGGGCAAUGUUGCCUGGAGAGCGAUGCUCUUAGCUGCCUUGCAGCAGUGGCAGUUCUGGGCCAUUGCUGCUGUCCUUUUCCUGCUCUUGGUGCAGGAGCUGCCUUACAAGGGCUGGGUGGUGAAGGAGCUGGUGGAGGAACUCAUCCAGGUCUACCAAGAGCUCUCCUCUGCCACUUAUUUCCCAGUGAUGCAGCCAGCCAUUGGGGUAGGCAGCACCUAUGAAGGUUGGAGUCAUCAUGGGGAUGAUGCUGUCUACUGCCUGCUGGUGCCACUGAAACCCGGUCGUGGCCACUCCUUCCGCUUGAAAGAGAGCAUCACGGAGGAGAGGCCGAAGAGAACUUUCCAGGUGCGAGUGCAACUAAAGUGCACCUGCGCAACAGAAGAAGCGGCAGACACCACGCUGUGCUUCCUCCACCAUCCUGACAAGAGGCAGAGGAGGCAUUGGCGGGAACACUUCCUCAGCGUGCUCUGCACUGGCUCCUACCUCGAUGUGCACAAGACAGUCGCCUGGUUCCAGGAGUUUGUGAUGUCUGUCUGGGGGGUGAGGCCUAAGAUGCGUCGCUACCAUGUGAAGAUGCUGCCCUCCCUACGCUGCUGCAUGCUGCAGCUGACAGAUGGCCUCGGGAGAACCUUCCUCAUUGAACUGAUGUUUGGGCUGCAGCAAUGUGACUCGGACAUCUACCUGUGCAGCCGCAGCAGAGAGGUAGCCACCUGUCCCACAAGCACAACGUGGUUAGCGAGCAGUGCCGUGGCAGAGGUGAAGUUCUUCCAGCAUAUCGCCAGGCAGGUGCCACGAGGCAGCUACCACCUGAAAUGCCUGCGUGCCUGCACCCAAAUCCUGGCAGGCACAGGCUUUUCUACUUCUACCAUGAAGGUGAUUGUGAUGCAUCUCCUGACCACCACACCCUUGUCAGGCUGGUGCAGGAGGGAUUUCAUGCUGCGGCUCAAGGACAUCAUGCAGUACCUGCGCUGCUGCCUGGAAAAGAAACAUCUCCACCACUUCUUCAUUGGCAAUGACAACGUGCCUGAGGAGAUAAGCCUGCCCCCAGCCUACGAAAUGGCUGAGCCACUCAAUCUCUUCCAGGGGCUGGCACAGGAUCCAGCUGCCCACACCAAGGCACUCUCUGAGUUUGAGGACAUUUAUGAUGGGCUCUGA
Messenger RNA from Indicator indicator, 1554 nucleotides. Its product is annotated as inositol 1,4,5-trisphosphate receptor-interacting protein-like 1. The record is from RefSeq and is a predicted model, not a curated record. Gene Ontology annotation, cellular component: membrane. Bases 1 to 1554 code for a protein of 517 amino acids. The transcript is spliced from 4 exons. NCBI's taxonomy places the organism in Eukaryota, Metazoa, Chordata, Aves, Piciformes, Indicatoridae.